CAGCACUGUCAGUUCAACGCAGCUCCGUGUCGCGUGUUGUGUUCCACACGAAACACGAAGAUAAAAAAACCGCGACUCCGACAGCGCGCGAACGCGAAGCGGAUCGCGAUAAGCUUUUUUUGACUGUUUUCUCUGUUAAAAUCGUCGUUUCAAAAUUUUCUGUGAGUCUGAAGGAAGAGAAGCUUGCCAAGAACCUGAAAGCACAUGGUGAACUGAGUUAGUGAUUUACUCCUGCAUCAAAAUCAUCUACGGCACAGACUCUUCAACUUUUUCUCAUCUAGUGCUACAUGUCAAUAGGUAGAUAACUCAUCCCGAAGGACUAUCUAAGUCUAAGGCUUUGCAUGAAAUCUACAGUUGUUCCGGCCCUGAAGUAACUUGCCGACUAAAGCUGUCUGCCAGCGUUCACCCUCAAGACUUUAACAGAAGGCUCUUGGAGCAGAUCGAAAGUUGAAGACUCUGGAAGUGCAUUUUGGGAAAAAUUUGUACAACGUAAAGUGUGACCAGCUGUGUUUUUAACUGUGUUAGUGUGACAUUGAAAAUCAGCUUAAAGUAAAGUUAUUCAUGUUGAUAAUCCAACACCUCAACACAACCUUUCCCGACAAUUGGAUUUAGACUUGACAACUAGAUUUCAACAUACCUCAAGAUGGAUAUAGAAGAGUUCAGAACCAAAGGCAAAGAAAUGGUGGACUACAUCUGCCAAUACAUCACCAACCUGCCAAACCAAAGAGUGACACCUGAUGUGGAGCCAGGUUAUCUGAGACAGUUGCUUCCAAACGAAGCACCUGUGGAACCUGAAGAUUGGGAUGACAUCAUGAAAGAUGUGGAGAAGAAGAUUAUGCCUGGUGUGACACAUUGGCAGCAUCCUGGUUUUCAUGCAUACUUCCCCAGUGGAAACUCCUUCCCGUCUAUAUUGGCUGAUAUGCUGUCAGAUGCUAUUGGAUGUAUUGGAUUUUCAUGGGCAGCCAGCCCAGCUUGCACAGAACUCGAGACCAUCGUCAUGGACUGGUUUGGCAAAGCCAUCGGCCUGCCAAAUGACUUUAUCACCUCAGCAAAGAGCAGUAGAGGAGGUGGGGUAAUCCAGACAUCAGCCAGUGAAUGCGUCUUAGUCAGCAUGUUGGCAGCAAGGAACCAAGCGAUUCAGUACCUCAAAAAGAACCAUCCUAAUGUAGAAGACAACGUGUUCCUUCCAAAAUUGGUAGGAUAUUGCUCCAAAGAAGCUCAUUCUUGUGUGGAGAAGGCUGCUAAGAUUCUCUUGGUUCAGAUCAGGAUCUUGGAACCUGACGAAAAUGGUAGCCUGAGAAAAGAGAAUCUGCUGGAUGCAAUGGAAAAAGAUAAAGAGAACGGUUUGGUACCAUUCUUCGUCUCGGCGAUUUUAGGAUCAACCUCGAGCUGUAGCUUUGAUAACCUCGAGGAGAUAGGUCCAAUCUGCAAAGCAGAACCUUGCACUUGGCUUCAUGUGGACGCAGCUUAUGCUGGAAAUGCUUUCAUAUGUCCAGAACUCAAAUACCUACUUUGCGGUAUUGAAUACGCAGAUUCUUUCAACACAAAUCCAAAUAAGUGGCUUUUGGUGAACUUUGACUGUUCCUGUCUAUGGGUUAGAUGCAGAAUGAAGCUCACCAGCGCUCUAGUUGUAGAUCCUUUGUACUUACAACACGCAAACUCAGAUGAGGCUAUCGAUUAUAGGCAUUGGGGCAUACCUCUCAGCAGAAGAUUUAGAUCUUUAAAACUUUGGUUCGUCAUAAGAAAGUAUGGUCUUUCUGGACUUCAAAAAUACAUCAGAAACCAUAUCAAGCUAGCAAAACAUUUUGAGUCACUUGUAAGGAAAGACCCAAGGUUCGAGGUAAUAAACGACGUGAAGUUAGGCUUGGUAUGCUUCAGACUUAUAGCGCCUGACAAUGUGAACCAAAAUCUUCUAGCAACCAUCAAUGCCUCUGGUAAGUUGCAUAUGAUACCAUCAAUGGUAAGGGACAAGUAUAUCAUCAGAUUCUGUGUCACAGCGGAAAACGCUGUCCAAGAAGACGUUGAACAUGCUUGGACGGUCAUCACAGAGCACGCUUAUGAGUUGCUUGGAAGCAUCCCUGUCAAAAAGGAGUUUGUCAGGCCACCUCUCACAAGGCAGAAGUCCAAAAGGUUCUCUUUCACAAGAAGUGUGUCCAAAGAGAUGUACAAGAGGUCAAAAAGCAAGAGCAAUCUCUACGAUGGCGCGACACCUAUCCUUGUGGCGGAUAGUGAUGAGGAGGCUGAUUCCUCAAAACAGGAUAAUGAUGAUAUUCUGGAGACUUUGGCUAGUAUCACAGUGAUGUCCGAGGAUGAUGACGUUUUUAACAAGGAUUGUGAGGAUGCUUACAGAAUACAGCGACAAAGUGCGAAAGAAAUCACUUGCAAUGGAGUUUAAUAUUUAAGUCCUUCCAAAAUAGCUCGAGACAAUAUUUGUAAGAUAUUUCUUUCUAUUUAUUCUCUCAUUUUUGCACAAUUUCACCGUAAUUGCAUCAUCUUCGAGUGACAUGGCUUUCAUUAAUUUCAUAUCUCGUAUUCUUCCUUCAACUUGAAUUUUUUGAAGGAAAGUUGGUAACCUUACUAGAAAUGAGUCGAGAAGGUAACCUCAAUGAGGACAUUUUAUAAUAAGAGUGGUCAAAACAAAAAUUAAAUUGUAUAUAGAUUAAAACAAGGCUUGGCAUCCUCUGUUGUAUUAUAAGCCAUCGUUUAAUACAACAAAAAAUGGUAAACGUGAAUAAAAAUGAAUACAGACUACAUGAGAGACAUUGCAUCUGUCGAUAUAAAGCGCUAGGCGGACACAUUAGUCGAAAAAUAUAAAAUUCUAGUUGUAAAAACACUAAUUUUCUGCCCAAUUUAGGCAACUUAUUGCGAAAUGGAGAUUUUGCAACCAAAUCAAUUUUCGAGUAUAUCAUAUUUCUUCUUUAGAAAUGCUUUUCGUGAUCUUUGCGAAAACUUUUUUUGACCUGGCGUCUGGUUCCAACAAGGUGUAGGUUCUUUGAAGCAACUUGUAAAAAGAUAAUUAGGGAAAAAUGUUAUGUCCAACGCUGUUCAGUUUCUGUGAUCUUUUGAUACUAAAGUAUUUCUAAGAUGCAACUUGUAUCUGAAAAGAAAUGUGUUUGAUUCUAAAUCGGACUGAAUAGCAUGUCUAUACAUAUUUUAGGUAUUAGUGUACUUAAUCGUAAGCUUUAUUUGAUGUAUGUAGUAUUUUUUAUGUUUGUUGGAAAAUUCAAGACCAUACAUGAGAAUUUUUUGAGUGUUUCUAAACCAUUGUCCUAGUUUUUCCAAUAAGAUGUAUAUAAUUCAGUAUUAUUAGGUUUAGGUUUUUUAUUUAUUUUAUGUGUAGUUUAAGGACCAUUGAAAAUAAAACAUUUUUUU
Acanthoscelides obtectus is the source of this 3372-nucleotide messenger RNA. NCBI's taxonomy places the organism in Eukaryota, Metazoa, Arthropoda, Insecta, Coleoptera, Chrysomelidae. The record is from the annotation of a GenBank genome assembly.